Messenger RNA from Parastagonospora nodorum SN15, 3027 nucleotides. RefSeq lists its product as hypothetical. The transcript has 3 exons. NCBI's taxonomy places the organism in Eukaryota, Fungi, Ascomycota, Dothideomycetes, Pleosporales, Phaeosphaeriaceae. Gene Ontology annotation, molecular function: methyltransferase activity. The record is from RefSeq and is a predicted model, not a curated record. Gene Ontology annotation, cellular component: kinetochore; mitotic spindle; nuclear envelope. Gene Ontology annotation, biological process: attachment of mitotic spindle microtubules to kinetochore; methylation; mitotic spindle assembly checkpoint signaling. The coding region runs from base 1 to 3027 and encodes 1008 amino acids.
AUGCUGUCAAAGCAACGGAUCAAGAUGCAGCGGGGAGCAGGCGCAGGUACCUAUGUCCGCACCUCAGCAAUCGACCAGCUCGUGAACAAGUUCCUCCUUGCCGAUCCGUCUUCUGCGAAACAGAUCGUGUCUCUCGGUGCUGGCACAGAUACGCGCUUCUUCCGCCUCAUGGACUCGUACCCCGACAUUCGUCUGGUAUACCACGAGAUCGACUUCCCUACCAACACUGUCGCAAAGAUCGCCAGCAUACAGAGGCAACCUCUCCUGUACCGGAAGCUGCUGCACAGCCCGACUGCUGCCACAUCGUAUCACUCCGAGACAUACAACAUCCAUGCGCUCGAUCUGCGCUCUCUUGCGAACUCGGCGGAAGAGACGCCGCGUCCUGACAUACCAAACCUCGACCCUGCAAUACCUACCCUGAUACUGUCCGAGAUGUGUCUAGUAUACCUACAGCCAUCUGCUGUACAGUCGAUCGUAUCGUCGCUUGUCACCCGCUACCUCCAACCCGCAACACCCGCUUCUCUCAUACUGUACGAACCUAUCUUACCACAAGACGCCUUUGGCAGGACCAUGACUUCCAACCUGAGAACCCGCAACAUUCACCUACACACAAUGACUGCGUAUCCCGAGCUUGGCGAUCAACGCGCGCGACUGAAGGGCUAUGGCUUCGAAGCAGCAGCGAGAGCGGAGGACACCAGCUAUAUUUGGCGGAACUGGGUCAGUGAAGAGGAGAAGGAGCGCGUUGCUGGUUUAGAGUUUCUGGAUGAGCUCGAGGAGCUGGAACUCCUCUUGCGACACUACUGCAUUGCUUGGGGCUGGCGAAAUGGCACGAGUGAUGUCUUCUCGAAGGCGUGGGCGGAUGAGCGCGCUGCGACCAUGUCUAGGAAGGCACUCCAGCCAUCCUUUGAUCUCUUUGGCGGCGGCGGACUUGAGGAGUCCCAAGAACCUCCUGCGAAGCGCGAACCACUACGAGAAACCUUUCGAGCCACAUUUCGCACAUCACAGAAUGCGCCGCACACGGUCGUCCCCUCGGAUCCAGCGAACGAGGAGCUGCGCGCCCAGCUCAACACCGUGCGCUAUGAACUCGAAACAGCGAAGCACGACAUGGAAAUGAAAAAGGUGGAACAUGCGCAGGAGCUCCGCGAAGCACAAAAUCGCGCCGAUGCCGACUUUCGCAAAGCGCAGCAGGCCGAGGCAGCGAACACGGUCACGCAAAAGAAGUUCGAGACUCUGGCAAGAGACAUGUCCGAGUCGCAAACACGAGCUGCGAACGAGAAGCAAGCUCUCGAGAAGCGAUUAAGACAGAGUCAAGAAAAGGCGCAAUCGCUGCAGGAGGAGUUUGACGAGGUGCAAGAGGAGCUGGCAUCGUCGCAAAGACAAAGCGAGCACAAGUACAAUACGCUGCAGGCGGAGCACAAGGCGCUCAAGGAGAGCGUGGAGGAGAUACAGAUAGAUCUACAGUCGAAAGUGGAUGCACUGCAAACAACACAGAAGAAGCUGGGCCAGAAAGAGGAGGAGGUUGGGCAGCUCGAGGCAGAAGUACUGCGACUGAAGGCCAUCACCGGCGAUGCAGAGACGCUUGAGGUCAUCAAGAGGGAGUUGUCAGACCAAGUGAACCACAUCAAGAAGCUGGAAACCCUGACAAGGGAGCAGAAUGCGGAGCUUAAGCAGUACCGCAAACAGCACAAGGCUAUCGAGAUUGUGGAGGAGGAGAAGCGAUCUUUACAAACCAAACUGCACAACAUGGACGACAUGCAACGGCAGCUGAACGAGGCAAAUCUCCGAAAGAAGAUACUUGAAGAGGAGAGGGACUCGUGGACAUCAUAUCUUGAGGCCGAGGCCGCGAUCCAUGGCGAGCUGCAAUUCGACUCCCCCGAAGACCUUGCACGAGCUUUCAUUCAGGAACGAAUAGAAAGGACCGAGCUCCUCAACCAGCUGGGCGAGAUCAAACCAGAGCUUACCGUCAAGGAGGCCAAUAUACAGGCGCUCGAAGAUGAGAAGCAAAAGUUGCAAGCUGAGAUCCAACAACUCAAGACAUCUGGCUCUGGAAGCGCCCCAAAUGCAAACGAAGCAAAGGCUCGUGCGAGAUUGGAACGACAGAAAGCUUUAGCCAUCAAGGAACUAGAUUUCUUGCGCGCGCAAGUCAAAGCAUUCGACGAUGAAGAGCGCGAGAUGCAGCCUGAUACGUUUGAUGCGGCGAAGUCAGAACUAAUCAAGGAGCUACAAGACUCCGUUGACCAGUAUCGCAAGGAACUCGACACCCUCCAGAAAGAGUUCAACAGCAUCGAGAAGCAACCCAACUCCACCGCAGCCGGCCAAAAACGAGCUCUCGAGACAGAAGACAACGACGAACGUCUGGGCGAGCUUCGACGCAAGAACCGCCAGCUCCAAGACGACCUCACCGCGCUCCUAAAGAAGCAAAAACUCAUCGAAGCCGAGUACACCGCCCAGCACUCACAGCUCAAGAAACUCAAGGAAGCGUCCCGCACCCGCGUCCUUGAACUCAAAUCCAACCCCACCGCCGACGCCGAAGCCCUCAAACUGAGCACCGUCCGCAACCUGCGCGAAGCAAACGCCCAACUCCUCGCCCAACUCGACAACGCACGCACUCCCCCUGCGAGCGUACCGACAGCCACCCUCGAUGCCGUCCGCGACGAGCUCGAAGAACUCCGCACCCAACUCGCCUCGUCCACAAAAAAGAUCCAACGUCUCAAGCAAAUCUGGACCGCCAAGAGUCUCGAGUUCCGCGAAGCCGUGGCCUCCAUCCUCGGCUGGAAACUCGACUUCAUGCCCAACGGCCGCGUCAAGGUCACCAGCAUGUUCAAACCCGCAGACGAAGACGGCGAGAAUAGCAUCGUGUUUGACGGCGAGAAUGGCACGAUGAAAGUGAGUGGGGGCGAGCAGAGCGUGUUUGCGGGCGAGAUCCGCGAUCAGAUUGUGUAUUGGGUCGAGGGGAGGAAGGAGAUUCCGUGUUUUUUGAGCGCGUUGACGCUGGAGUUUUGGGAGAGGGGGGGUUGGGGGGGAUGA